This is a messenger RNA of Penicillium odoratum, 978 nucleotides long. RefSeq lists its product as uncharacterized. Lineage: Eukaryota; Fungi; Ascomycota; Eurotiomycetes; Eurotiales; Aspergillaceae. The coding region runs from base 1 to 978 and encodes 325 amino acids. The record is from RefSeq and is a predicted model, not a curated record. The transcript is spliced from 3 exons.
AUGUUCACUCUCAACACCCUCACUAUGGCUGCGCUCAUGUCCCUGGCUGCUCUGGGAAAUGCGGAUGCCCAUCAUGGUCUUCACGCCCGCCACCUGAACCCCAUGCGUGGUAUCAAUGGCACCACUCCUACCAGCGCUCUUCCAACCACUUACGAGACUGUCUAUCCUACUCCUGUUCUCACCCCUCACUCUCCCUCUGGCAAGCCCGCCUACACACCUGGUGUCUCCAGCUCCGUGCCUGUUCCCCUUGGCACUGGUGCUGUUGGCUCCAGUGUUGUUGCCUCUGCUUCUCAGUCGGCUGCCUCUGGUGUUACUACUGAUCUCACCACCACUGAUGUCACUCUCACCUACACUCUUGGAUCUGGAACUUCGACCAGCGUUGUUACCACUACUAUCCAGAAGACCAUCACCGAUGUCCACACUGUCUACCCGACCGCUGCUUACACCGCUCCCAAUGAGGAGGGUCAUGGCCAAAAGCCCGAGGAGACUACGACCGUGCAGGGAACCACUACCAAGACACUUACCGUCGUUGAGGCUCCCACUGACACCGUCAGCGCUGGUGCCUGUAACCCAGUCACCGUGACUGUCACCGCCACUGAGACUGUGACCGUGAACGCUGCCCACACCUCUACUCCCGGCGAGAACCACAACCAGGGAGGCUCUGGCAACGGUGGUAAGGGUGGUAAUGGCGGUAACGGCGAAGGAGCCCAGCCCACAACCACGGAGAUUGAGCCCGAGACCACCGCGCCCAUCCCUACUGCCACUCUGUCAGCCACCCGUCCUCCUUACGGCAAUGGAACAGCUCCGUACCCAUCUACCAGCCUCACUCCCUCCGGCUUCGCCACAAGCUCCAUCGCUUGGCCUAGCUACAAGCCUUCUCCUAGCGGCAAGCCCUCCGCCAGUGCCAGCGGCCCUGUUUCUCCCUCCGGUACCCCAAGUGGAAACUACCCCCACAGCUUCCGUCGCCGCUAUGUCUAA